Messenger RNA from Gamsiella multidivaricata, 732 nucleotides. RefSeq lists its product as uncharacterized. The record is from RefSeq and is a predicted model, not a curated record. The transcript has a single exon. Lineage: Eukaryota; Fungi; Mortierellomycota; Mortierellomycetes; Mortierellales; Mortierellaceae. Bases 1 to 732 code for a protein of 243 amino acids.
AUGAGGUCUAUUAACUCAGUCAUCGAUAUAGUAGGACGCAGCACCCGACACAGUAAAUUCGAGGGCGGCAAGACACCACUGAUUUGCAUGUACAGCUCUGUCGACACCAUCAUGGCCAAACGGCAAGCAAUCAGCCCCCUCAUAAAGGCAGCUCGUGGAGGAAGCCCUCUUCCAGAUCCGUUACCUUUUAUUGACAUGACCGUCAUCCGCCUUCCUGCUGGAGGUCAUCCAAUUCCAGUCUCCAUGGUCGGCUUGGAAGCUGCAACCGCCUCUGCAUCUCAGUACCUGGCAUUGCUCGGUCAGAACUUUUAUCCUGAUUGGGACGCCUCCAAGCUGUACGUUGUCUACGACACCAUGGACCAGGACCAGGGUUUCGAGAUCCCGCUAUGGCUUUUGAUCUGCAUGGGAGUAGUUGCUGCUGUUUGCCUGGCAACAUGGAUGUAUGCACUGAUACUUUUGCCAGAGCGAUGUACCAGUUCGCUGUACAAGGUCCUGACGAUGCAACUGGCCCCAGAGGUUAACAGCUCUGCUCCAAUGCUGAUCAAGUCCAAGAUGAACCCCAUGGAGUUUGAGGGACAUCGAGCCAUGCUGGAGCUCGAGGAGUGCGAAUUGAAGGCUGACAAUUCAGUAUCUAGAGUGACAGUAACAAAUAAAAAUACCGACUGGCCCGGGCGCGUUUCGGCUUAUACAGGUUUACAAAGACUUAUGAUUGCAACUAGUAAACGACUUUGA